AUGUCUGCCAACGGAGUCAACGGCACUGGCCGCCACUACAACGAGGGCACUUUCCUCUUCACCUCCGAGUCCGUCGGUGAGGGUCACCCCGACAAGAUCGCCGAUCAGGUUUCCGAUGCCAUCCUCGAUGCCUGCUUGGCUGAGGACCCCCUCUCCAAGGUCGCUUGCGAGACUGCCACCAAGACCGGUAUGAUCAUGGUCUUCGGUGAGAUCACCACCAAGGCCAAGCUCGACUACCAGAAGGUCGUCCGCAAGGCCGUCCAGGACAUCGGAUACGAUGACUCCUCCAAGGGCUUCGACUACAAGACCCUCAACCUCCUCGUCGCCAUUGAGGAGCAGUCUCCCGAUAUCGCCCAGGGUCUCCACUACGAGCAGGCCCUCGAGCAGCUCGGUGCUGGUGACCAGGGUAUCAUGUUCGGCUACGCCACCGACGAGACCCCUGAGCUCUUCCCGCUCACCCUCCUCUUCGCCCACAAGCUCAACGCUGCCAUGUCUGCUGCCCGCCGCGACGGCUCCCUCCCUUGGCUCCGCCCCGACACCAAGACUCAGGUCACCAUUGAGUACAAGCACGACAACGGUGCCGUUAUCCCCCUCCGUGUUGACACCGUCGUCGUCUCUGCCCAGCACUCUGAGCAGAUCACCACCGAGCAGCUCCGCAAGGAGAUCAAGGAGAAGAUCAUCCAGAAGGUCAUCCCCGAGAAGUACCUUGAUGACAAGACCAUCUACCACAUCCAGCCCUCUGGACUCUUCAUCAUCGGUGGUCCCCAGGGUGACGCCGGUCUGACCGGCCGCAAGAUCAUUGUCGACACCUACGGUGGCUGGGGUGCCCACGGUGGUGGUGCUUUCUCCGGCAAGGACUUCUCCAAGGUCGACCGUUCUGCUGCCUACGUCGGCCGCUGGAUCGCCAAGUCCCUCGUCGCUGCUGGCCUCGCCCGCCGUGCCCUCGUCCAGCUCUCCUACGCCAUUGGUGUUGCUGAGCCCCUCUCCAUCUACGUCGACACCUACGGCACCUCCGAGAAGACCUCCGACGAGCUCGUCCAGAUCAUCCGCAACAACUUUGACCUUCGCCCCGGUGUCAUUGUCCGCGAGCUCUCUCUGGACCGCCCCAUCUACCUCCAGACCGCCAAGAACGGCCACUUCGGUACCAACCAGACCUUCACCUGGGAGCAGCCUAAGGCCCUCAAGUUCUAA
Molecule: messenger RNA, 1191 nt
Organism: Colletotrichum aenigma
Lineage: Eukaryota; Fungi; Ascomycota; Sordariomycetes; Glomerellales; Glomerellaceae
Gene: eth-1
Product: S-adenosylmethionine synthase
Exons: 3
Coding region: 1-1191 (396 amino acids)
Biological process (GO): S-adenosylmethionine biosynthetic process
Cellular component (GO): cytosol
Molecular function (GO): methionine adenosyltransferase activity; ATP binding
Source: RefSeq, a predicted model, not a curated record